CGUCCCUCCCCGCCAUCCCCAGGUGCCGCCCGGAGACGCGCGGCGGGGCGGAGGCGCCGCGGGCUGCCGGCUCUCGCCGAGGGGGCGCCGGAGCGGGCAGAUGCGGUAAAGUGGGGAGAAAAAUUCAGCUGUAAAACUGCAAAUUGACCAUGCAUUGAUGAAGAAACAGCUGCAUGUGCUGGGAGGACGUAUGUCUCAGCUGUCCGUCUGCUGGCGACGAUCGCUGCCCAGAACAGGGCACAGAGGAACAACCGAUGGAGACGUGCAUUAAGUGUUAGCCUUCCCCAACAACUGCUGUCACAACCGGCACAGCCAGGAUAACGCCUCCACCACUCUAUUAAGGACUUUCCAUUUCACAUCCUUACGUCUGAUUUGAAGUGACGGUGAGAGGAAGCAUAAGGUAUCUCUCAUUCUGUUUGGACUCCUUGUUUACAGAAGAGUGAUGGAGAUGCUAUUAAGCACAAAAGGGAUCACCAUAUGCCUGUUUUUCUUUGUAUUGAGUUUGGCAGCAGCUAUUGAAAUACCAUUAUCAGUUGCACAGCUUCCAACAAUCACGGAGCAGUCUCACACCCAGGUUGCCUACCCUUUUGAUGAGGACUUCACAAUUAAAUGUGAAGCUAGAGGAAACCCACAGCCCACCUUUAACUGGACAAAGGAUGGAAAACCGUUCGAUUUAUUAUCUGACCCGAGGAUAGUUGCAUCUAACAACUCUGGAACAUUUGUGAUUCAAAACCGUGGAAUCAUCACCAGUUUUCAAGGGAAAUACCGUUGCUUUGCAUCCAAUGUACUGGGAACUGCCAUGUCAGAAGAAAUUGAGCUAAUUGUUCCAAGUGUACCAAAAUUCCCCAAAGAAAAAAUCGAGCCUCUUGAUGUGGAGCAUGGUGAUUCUGUGAUUUUGCACUGUAACCCCCCAAAAGGCAUCCCGCCUUUGCAUAUCUAUUGGAUGAAUAUCGAUUUGCAGCACAUUCCGCAAGAUGAAAGGGUCUCCAUGAGCCUUAAGGGAGAUCUCUACUUCGCAAAUGUGGAAGAAAAUGACAGUCGGAGUGAUUAUUGCUGCUUUGCAGCAUUUCCAAGGCUGAGGACAAUUGUACAGAAAAUGCCAAUGACGCUGAAGGUUUCCCGCUUUAAGCAUGCUAAUGACUCAGGCUCACCUAACGCUGCAGUUACUAAGGCAAACUUUAUCAAGGAAAGAAAACCCAAACUGCUGAUCCCUCCUGAAUCUGCUGGCAGUAGCUCAUCAGUCACUGUCAUCAAGGGAGGUGUCCUGCUCCUGGAAUGUAUUGCCGAAGGGCUCCCAACUCCUCAUCUAAGCUGGGUCAAGGUCACUGGAAACCUGCCCAAGGAUGAACCAGAAACAGAAAAUUUUGGGAAGAUACUGAAGAUAGACCAAGUGACUGCAGCCGAUGAAGGAACAUACGAGUGCACGGCCAGCAACCCCAUGGGGAGGGCGAAGCAUGAGUUCCACGUUCAUGUGGAAGAGCCUCCCCGGUGGAUAAAGGAGCCCGAAGGUGGUGUUUACAGCGUAGGAACAAAUCUUGUGCUGCUGUGUGAAGCUAUUGGCAACCCUGAGCCGACCAUUCAGUGGAAACUGAACGGGAUGCCCAUCGACAGUAGGACCUUCCGAGGGAGAAUCUCUGCCAGAGAGAUCAGCCUUACCAACCUUCAGCUCCACGACAGUGCUGUGUACCAGUGCGAGGCCAGCAACAAGCACGGCACCAUCCUUGCUAGCGCCAAUGUGAACGUCCUCAAUAUUGCUCCCUUAAUACUGACCUCAGAUGGUGAAAACUAUGCCACAGUUGUGGGUUACAGUGCCUUCCUGCACUGUGAGAUUUUUGCCUCGCCUGCAGCAGAUAUUAGAUGGACGAAGGAUGACAGCAUAGAGCCACUUUCAGCGUUGCGCUAUGAGUUAAAUAAGAACGGCACCCUAGAGAUCAAAGAAACGAAGAAAGAAGACUCGGGCUCGUAUGCUUGCUGGGCUGCAAACUCUGUUGGAAAAAGAGCAAUUACUGCUAAUCUGGAUAUAAGAGAUGCUACAAAACUUGUUGUUACUCCAAAGAACCCCCGAGUGUUGAAAUCACAUUCAAUUUUAUUGAAAUGUCAGUCUGAGUAUGAUUCACACUUGAAACACAGUUUUAAAUUAUCCUGGAGGAAAGAUGGAGAUGAGCUGCCAUUCAACAGCACGGAGGAUGGCAGGGUAAUUCUGGACAGGGAUACACUGUUCAUAUCAAGCGUGACACUGGAGGAUCAAGGUGUUUACAUGUGUGUGGCUAGCACGUCUCUGGACAGCGUCACCGCCACAUCGCAGCUGGUAGUUCUCGAUGUUCCUGAUCCACCAGAAGACCUUCAGCUCUCUGAAAAUCAGAACCGGAGUGUUCGACUGUCCUGGAAAGCUGGGGCCAGCCAUAACAGCCCUGUUAACGAGUCGAUUAUAGAGUUUGAGGAGAACCGGUGGGAGCCAGGGAGGUGGCAGGAGCUCACGCGAGCCCCGGGGAAUGACACCACAGCCCUUUUGUCACUGGCCCCGUAUAUGAAUUACCAGUUCCGUGUCACGUCGGUGAACGCUGUGGGAAGAAGCCAGCCUAGCAAACCAUCGCUGCGCUACGCAACACCUCCGGCUGCUCCAGACAAGAACCCAGAAAACAUCCGAGUUGAAGCUUCUGAACCAAAUGAAAUGGUGAUGAAAUGGGAGCCGUUGAAGCCUGCGGAGAGGAAUGGGCCGGGGCUGGAGUACAAAGUCAGCUGGCGGCAGCGGGGAGUCGAGGCGGACUGGAACGAGGAGAUGGUGAAGAAGCAUUCUCUGACCCUGCGAAACACUCCCACCUUCGUGCCUUAUGAGAUCAAAGUCCAAGCAGUAAAUAAUUUAGGAUCCGGUCCUGAACCAAACGUUACCAUCGGGUAUUCAGGAGAGGAUGUUCCAGAUGCCGCUCCUUCCGGUGUGUCGGUGGAUGUUGUGAACAGUACGUUGGUCAAAGUCUUCUGGUUCGGAAUACCAAGGGACAGAGUUCGUGGACAUUUAAGAGGCUAUAAGGUCAGUUGGUGGAAAACGAAAAGCAUGCUGGAUGGAAAAAGGCAUCACCCAGAGAAACACUUCCUAACAUUUGUAGGAGACAGAAACUAUGGGAUGAUUCCUGGUCUAGAGCCCUUCAGUGAAUUCCGCUUAACUGUUCUGGCUUACAACGCCAAAGGAGAUGGCCCGGAGAGCUCCCCCGUUGUGUUUGAAACUCCAGAAGGAGUCCCUGAGCAGCCACGGUUUCUAAGGAUCCUGAACUUUGACAAGGACUCUGUCACACUGUCAUGGGGACUUCCCAAGAGAGCAAAUGGUCACCUUACUGGCUACAUUUUGCAGUACCAGAUAAUAAACGAAACACACGAAAUCGGACCUCUGAACGACAUCAGCGUGGCAAACCGCUCCACGCUCAGCUGGAGGCUUUCAGGUCUCAGCUCCAGUACCAAGUACAAAUUCUAUGUAAAGGCUUGUACAGUGAAAGGCUGUGGGAAGCCGGUCACAGAAGAAGGACUAACGAUGGCUCAAGGGAGUAAAGGGAUCGGCAAGAUUUCAGAAGCAGUAAAACCCACCCAAAAGUUUCACCCCAUUGAGGCGCUUGAGCCUGGAACUGAAUAUACAGUUCGUCUAGUGACUAAGAAUUGGGUUGAUAACAAUAGCAUUUUUGAAGAUGUAAUUGAGACAAGGGGGAGAGCCUAUGCUGGCAUUUACGAUGGAAUUUCCACCCAGGGGUGGUUUAUUGGACUGAUGUGUGCCAUCGCUUUGCUCACCCUGCUGCUGCUAACUGUUUGCUUUGUCAGAAGAAAUAAAGGAGGAAAAUACUCAGUGAAAGAGAAAGAAGAUCUGCAUCCAGAUCCCGAAGCUCAAUCAAUAAAAGAUGAAAUCUUUGGGGAAUAUAGUGACAGCGAUGAAAAGCCGCUGAAAGGCAGCCUCCAGUCAAUUAACGGGGACAUUAAAGCCACUGAAAGUGCUGAUAGUCUGGUAGAUUAUGGCGAAGGGGAGCAUGGGAUGUUCAAUGAAGAUGGUUCAUUUAUUGGAGCUUAUUCUGGAUCUAAGGAAAAAGGAUCAGUGGAAAGCACUGGGAGUUCAACAGCAACUUUUCCUCUCCACGCCUAAAAUAUUAGCAAGAAUGAUUCGUGUUUAAUUGUGAUAUUUAUCUUGAUUAGUACUCCGCAGUUACCCCAUGUGAUUGGAAGCAGGUUGCCAAUUGAGCCAGUCAGGAACCUGACAUCCAGGUAAUACGAAAACAAGUCACUGCCACUAAAAGAUGAUUUUCCAUCCUAAUUUCUAGGUGUUUACUUCUAAUUAAAACAAAACAAAUAAUUCUUUACUAUACAAAAUGUCUUAAUCUUACCAAAACAGAAUUUCUCAGUGUUACAUCUGUAUACUUAACUGCUACUCCGUGUAUUUCUAAGGUUUGGAAUAUGUUUCUCUGUAUAGUAUUUUAUUUUUUUUUCCUGUAUGCCUGUGGUCACUUUGUACAUACAUGUAUAUGUAGUAUUCUCUCUUGUACUGUGGCCUCAGCAUUGUAGAGGUUAUAACACAACAAGAAAAUCAAACAAAACCAAGUAACUCUGCAAAGUGACACAAUGCAUCCUACUGAGAAAAACAAUAAUUUAAAAUACUGGAGAAAUAUAUUCUAUAUAUUGUAUAAUGUUUCAUAAAGAAAUAAACUGCUUGUGAUACUCUAGAAUUACUUUAGUGGUUUCAGCUGACUGCAAUUACCAAUACUUAGAGAUGCAACUUUAUCCACAGAAAAAUUGCUCUUAAAAGACAAAACUCUGGCCUUGUGGAUGAAUCUUCUGUCCAGUAGCUGGCACUAUUUCCUUAAAUAAGUUAAGCUGCAGUAUCUUUCCUGUGGCAAGGCAAAACAGGGUUCCCAUCCACCAUCAUUAGAAAGUAUUUUAAUUUGUUUUCCCGAGUCUCUGCAAGCUGCAUUUCUAAGCAAAACGCUUGUUGUCUGUCUCAUAUCUGUAUAUUUGUGCGCUAGCAUACAUUUCAUGGAGACGUUGUACAUAUGAUAUUAAUAUUGACACAAGUAAAAAUCAACCUUCUAUUAUUUUGAAAUGAGACACGUUGCUAGCAUGAAUCUGUAUAGCUGUGUAGGAAUGAGUAGAAUUGCUUCUCGUUAUGAGUUUGGACCAACAAAACUAGUUUUCAGAAGGAGUUGUGUGUAUACAAGACAUAGAAAUCUCACCUCUUUCUAGUGUCACAUCAAAUAGACCUACCUGACUUUCAAGAGAUCAUUUAUUUUCAAGCUACUCAUUGUUAAAUAAACAGAAGCGAAAGCAAAGAGAAAAUAUUAUGGUAUAGUUUCUUUUAUAUUUUGUUUACUGAAUGCUGGUUUAAAUCUCAUAAUUUUCUUUGCCUCUCCAACACUAACUCAGCAAAGCUGUACGGCACAUUUUUUUGGUCUUUUUGUAUUGGAAUCUCCUGAAUUUCUUUAAAAGCAUUUGUAUCUUUGAAUACGCUUAUUUGAGUAGAGCAUCGAUAUGGCUUCACUUCUUACACUUACAAAUGGCUGGCGCUUCAGUUGUAACGUUUUUUUAAAAUAGUUACUGCAGGAGGAAUAGAUCCUAAAAGCCAUUUUGCAUCGGGAGAGUAAUUAGGCAACUAUCCCCAAUGGCUCCUUCAUGGCCUCCAUUACUUCAAUGGAAGAAAGAGAGGAAGCAGGAAUUACUGACAUGGUGACGAGUUUCCAGGAACAGCUACACUUCAGACUGGUUAUUUGCCCGCAGAGGUGGGGGUUGUUUCCAGCAGUAACGCUGCGGUUCGCACACAGACCCCUGGGGCUUGGGCUCCUCCCCAGUGCCCAGUGCCUUCCCAAAGCAGUGGCCUUGAGAAGCUCGAUGCUUCUGCUUAUCUGUUCCUCUUUUUUUAAAAAAAUAAUUAUUUAUUUUAUUUUAUUUUAGCUUCUAAGGGCCUUUCGUAUAGCCUUCAGUUGGGAAAAGCAAACCCCAAACAGCCAGCCCAAAACCGCCAGUGAUGCCGUGUGUAUGAGUGUAAAAGGAUGAGUGGAAAUCUGCCCUGAGUCACAAAUCGCCCCACUCCAUGCUGGUGACACAAAUCAUUCACUUUUUUAAUUACUUAUUAAAGGGGUUUUUUCUGUCAUUCACUCAACCCAAAUGCUGGAAAAGUCCAAAGUAAUUUUCAUUUUUGAAAAAAAUCCUCAGUUUAAAAAGAAGGGAGUGUAUAAUUGGAGAAAUGUGAGAACUGGCAUCUGGCCAACAGAGACAUUUCACACCAGGAUCUUUCCCUGCUGGCUCUUGCCUGCUGCAGCCCAGACCAGGUAAAUCCUUGGGACUGAUUACAGCGGUGACAGCCUUUGCUGCAAGCUUGGGGCUGUUUGUGGUGUAAUUCCUUCAGGAAUCAUUCGCACUAGCGCAUAGGCAAGGGUCUUUGAAAAUAGGAGCGACGUUAGGGAGCCAAACUGGGGUGGGAUUCCCUGGAUCCCAGCUCAUGGGCGGUGUGGAGGGCUGGGGAGGGCUCUCCUGGUGGUGGCUGUGCCAGCAGAGCGCACCGGCCGCGGGGCACCGGCAUGGGCAGAGCUGUGGGCAGGCACCCGGGGGGGGGGGCAGGAUGCAACCCAUCCGCAGUCCCAGUCAGCCGAUUGCUUGUCCUUUGGGUCACUGCAGAUCAACUAGACUCCUUGUCCCAGAAAAUGCCUAUGCUAACAGACACAAAUUUCAAAUCAUAUUAUUGAGUGUCAAAUUAUCGAAUAAUGAAUAUAAAUCCCCUGUGCUAUCACUUGCUCUGUUGCUGCUAAGAGAUGUUUAUGACAUUCCUGUGAUGUGCUACUCAUCUGUGCCGGUAUGAGUGCUUUUUCUAUUAAAAUUUUAAUUCAGAUCCUUAAAUCUUAAUGUUGGUGUUUCAUGAUGCCUUAGGGCCUAAAAAUCAUGCAGUGACAAAAAGAUGUGCAGUGGAAUUUCUACAGCAUGCGCUGACUUUUGAGGAAUAUGCCCAAUGAAUAUUAAGCAAAUGGCUAAAACUCCUGGGGAAUCUCACUCAGCUGAGCUUUUUUCUCUUUCCCAAUAAUUUAUUUUGCUUUCCCCUCCCCCCCCCUCUGCUGGGGUUUUAUUUUCUAUUGUAAGGGUACCACUCAUACAGUGUACUUUGGAAAGUGCAGGACACUAAUGGUUUUCUAGAGAUUUGCUUUCAAAAGUAAACUAACUGAGCAAGCUUAGGUUUUCCUGAGCAGUUUUCUGUCAUUGCCAGGAGAUGGGCUGCAUUUUUUCUAGGGCAGUCUGUUACAGGUGAGAGGGAGCAUGGCCAUGUAGGCUGAAUAAAAAGUAUCACCAACUGUACCACAGUUCUGAAAUAGUAUGUUAAGUCAAGUAACUUUUUUUUUUUUUCUCCCCACUCUGGCCAGAAGUGUUUAUUGAAAUUAGUUGCUGGAAAUCUGUGCUGGUUUCAUUAAUGAAUGCCUAGCAGGGAAUUGCAGGCUGCCUGCUGGGAGGAGGGAGUCAGGGGUGGCCAGCCGUGUGAGCCUGCAGGCGUGCUGGGCAGGGAAUUAUUAAUUACCGAUGCCAUGGCUGUUAGCUUGGUUACAUUUGGUUACGCUGUGCCAUUACGUUUUGCUGGCAGUUACAAGUGUGAGAGGGGAAAUGACACUUGCAGAUUUGGUAUCUUAGUCAGCCCAGGAUGCAAUUUCAUCCAGCAAGGAGGAGGCAUUCCCCUGGCUCCAGGAAUCCUGGCUUGCGGAUUUAAGCAGCCUCCUCUGGAACAAGAGAGGGGUGGAUGUUUCUCAAAAAGUUGUGCAGUUUUAUCUGUGCAAAAGAUGAAACAAAUAAAAUUAAAUCUUCUAACUAAUGGGGAAAAAAACCCCUAUGUGAUAGCUCCUGUGCAAGUGAGCCAUUUGUGUUCACAGAGCAGCGUACCAUUGGUUUGGUAUGGACUGCAAUCUCAGACCUAAGUAUUUUUAAAUAUAUAUGUAUAUAUAAAAUGUAAUUGCACAAUCAAGACUUGUAGGAGUGGCCCCAGAUUCAUUUUCUGGUGAAAUCUGGGGGGUUCUUGAGACCAGGUCCCCAGAUUUUGCCAGAAAAUGAAUCUGGGGCCAUUCCUACAAGUUCUUGAUUGUGCAAUUACAUUAUAUAUAUAUACAAUAACGUAACAGCACCGGGCUGGGUAUCAGAGCCCUCCUGGGGCUGGAUCUUUAGGAAGGGCAGAAUUAGGAACCAAAUCAGAAGAUGACUUUCCCCUCUGGAUAAAAAUAUGUGUGUAUAUAUAAUAAAUUUUAAAACCUUUGCAACUCAAGUUUUAAAUGGAUCUAAUUAGCAUAUCAUGUAAUGAUUUGUGAUAUUUGUUGUGUUCUGUUCUUCUUACACCAAUUUUAAUGAGUAGCUCUUUUUCUGAUAACUGCUUCCAUUGACUGAAUGGGUCAGAGCCAAUGCACUGAGAGGUUUUAAUGAAAGUGUUCAGGCCGAGAUUAUUUUUGAGAUGAAAACAAAUAGUAGCACAAUCUUUCUAUGUAAAAGGGUGGGGAUUUGUAACAGUAAUUCCACAUGCAGUUUUGUAAACUGAAGUUAGAAUAAGAUUCACUGAUCCUUGCAUGCUUCUGAAAGGAAAUAUCAUAAGUUUUUAUAGUCAUUAUUUUGCAGAUGAGUGGUAAAUCUAGAUUACGUAGCUGUAAGCACGGAUAUAAAGAAAGGAAAUUCUUCAUGGCAAGAGCAUUUCCUUUGUUUGACAAUGGAUCAAGCCCUCAGCUGCAUCUCUGUUAACAUUUAGUAUUUCAAAAUAAGGCGUAUAAACCGUGUCGGAGUACCAGUACAUGUUUACAUUGCAGCUCUGGAUCUUUCAUGUAAAAGUCUUGAGUGGUCCGACUGAUGUGUUGGGUUCCAGGCAGGCACCAGCGAGUGGGUUUGAGCCAAAGCACUCUGUCUGUUUCGUUUGUAUUAUUGUUACUUUAAACAAGAUACUUUGUAACUUCAUGAGAAAAGAUCAAAGCAAAUGUGGUGUCACCGUUACAAUGUUGCUUUUUUGAGCAAAACGUUAGUGUGCAUUUAUUAAAGUUUAGAGAAACGUGUUGUACUGUAGUGGCUGUUUGUAUCAUGCAUAUGUGCACGUAUGGUUUUAAAAGAGAUUUCCAUUUUACAUGAAAUACAACUUUGCUAAUAAAAGUUUGACUUGAUGUAAUC
This is a messenger RNA of Falco peregrinus (peregrine falcon), 9138 nucleotides long. It is a transcript of the gene CHL1, whose product is annotated as cell adhesion molecule L1 like. Gene Ontology annotation, biological process: cell-cell adhesion; axon guidance; brain development. Lineage: Eukaryota; Metazoa; Chordata; Aves; Falconiformes; Falconidae. Gene Ontology annotation, molecular function: cell-cell adhesion mediator activity. The record is from RefSeq and is a predicted model, not a curated record. Gene Ontology annotation, cellular component: plasma membrane; axon. The transcript has 29 exons. Bases 443 to 4120 code for a protein of 1225 amino acids.